Messenger RNA from Sciurus carolinensis (gray squirrel), 1931 nucleotides. RefSeq names its product asparaginyl-tRNA synthetase 2, mitochondrial (gene Nars2). Lineage: Eukaryota; Metazoa; Chordata; Mammalia; Rodentia; Sciuridae. The record is from RefSeq and is a predicted model, not a curated record. Gene Ontology annotation, molecular function: ATP binding; nucleic acid binding; asparagine-tRNA ligase activity. Bases 299 to 1732 code for a protein of 477 amino acids. Gene Ontology annotation, biological process: asparaginyl-tRNA aminoacylation. Gene Ontology annotation, cellular component: mitochondrion. The transcript has 14 exons.
GAGCGCGUGUGGCCCCGCGGCUGAGGGGUGUGCUUUUACUGCUAGUUUGCGGCAGCGGGUCGCGCGGUCUGCUCGGGAGCGUGGUUUGGUUUUGGCAUUUGCCGAGUGUGCAUGUCUUUUUUUCCGUGUUGGGAAGUAGAAAGCGGAGUCGUUCUGGGUAGAGCUGGAGGCUUGCAGCGCCUGAGGACAGGGCUGCGGCCGUGAACAGGGGAGCAGCUGAAAAGGAGGGCCCUUGCAGGCAGUGUCCGAACCCGCUGGGGCCCGGGCAGGUCCCGUGGUGACCCGGGGCGCCCGCGCCAUGCUUUUGACCCGGUGUCUGCUUCGAGCCCUGCGCUCCUGCUCCACUGCUCCCUGCCCCAGGCACAGACCUUCCUCCAGACUGAGCGUGCGGGACGCUCUUGGGUCCCAUAACGCGAGUGGGGAGCGCGUUAAGGUCCAGGGAUGGGUUCGAUCUAUCCGAUCCCAGAAGGAAGUCUUGUUCCUGCAUGUAAAUGAUGGGUCAUCUUUGGAAAGCCUUCAGAUUGUUGCAGAUUCAAGCUUUGACAGUGGAGUAUUGACUUUUGGGAGUUCUGUGGAAGUCCUAGGGCAGCUGAUAAAAAGUCCUUCCAAAAGACAAAAUGUGGAACUGAAGGCAGAAAAAAUUGAAGUUAUUGGAAAUUGUGAUGCCAAGGCAUUCCCUAUCAAAUAUAAAGAGAGGCAUCCUCUGGAGUACCUGAGACAAUAUCCUCACCUUAGGUGUAGGACUAAUGCUCUGGGUUCUAUAUUGAGGAUUCGCAGUGAAGCCACAGCUGCUAUUCAUUCCUUCUUUAAGAACAGUGGUUUUGUGCACAUUCAUACUCCAAUAAUUACAUCCAACGACUGUGAGGGGGCUGGAGAGCUUUUCCAAGUUGAGCCUUCAAGCAAAAUAAAAUUACCUGAGGAGAAUUUCUUCAAUGUUCCUGCUUUCUUAACUGUAUCAGGACAACUUCAUCUAGAAGUGAUGUCAGGAGCUUUUACUCAAGUGUUUACCUUUGGUCCAACAUUCCGAGCUGAGAAUUCUCAGAGCCGGAGACACCUGGCAGAGUUUUAUAUGGUAGAAGCAGAGAUUUCUUUUGUUGAGAGUCUUCAAGAUCUCAUGCAGGUUAUGGAGGGACUCUUCAAGACCACAGCAAUGACGGUUCUCUCAAAUUGUCCUGAGGAUGUUGAACUGUGUCACAAAUUCAUAGCUCCUGGCCACAAGGACAGAUUAGAACAUAUGCUAAAAAACAACUUUUUAAUCAUUUCUUACACAGAGGCCAUAGAGAUUUUACAGCAAGCAUCACAGAACUUUACUUUCACCCCAGAGUGGGGUGUUGAUCUGCAAACUGAACAUGAGAAGUACCUGGUGAAGCACUGUGGCAACGUACCAGUCUUCGUCAUAAACUAUCCACUAGCACUCAAGCCUUUCUACAUGAGGGAUAAUGAAGAUGGCCCUCAGCACACAGUAGCUGCUGUUGAUCUUCUGGUUCCUGGAGUUGGAGAACUCUUUGGAGGCAGCCUCAGGGAGGAACGGUAUCACUACUUAAAGAAGCAACUGGCCAGAUCAGGACUUACAGAAGCCUACCAAUGGUAUCUGGACCUUCGACGAUUUGGAUCUGUGCCACAUGGAGGAUUUGGGAUGGGAUUUGAACGCUAUCUACAGUGCAUCUUGGGAGUUGACAAUAUCAAAGAUGUUAUCCCUUUUCCAAGAUUUACUCAUUCAUGUCUUUUAUAGCUGAAAGGUUAGUUAAGGAAAAGUACCCUAGGGCAGAGGUACAAUAGUUGAAUGAAUAUGCAAGCAGAAGACUACAUGUUUGAAUUUUAGAAAUGUGGAUUUCAAUAUAUAAUUUUUCUGGGUGGGCACAGUGAUGCACUUCUGUAAUCCCAGCUACGUGGGAGGCAGAGGCAGGAGGACCACAAGUUUGAGUUCAGUC